UUACAUUUUGGUUGUAUUUGUUCUAAGCCGUCAGAGUGAUUCAGAAAAUUAUUCAAAAAUAUUAUCUUUUUGAUGGAUGCGACGAGUGUAUCCGCUGUGUAUCUAGGGUUAAUUAGUCAUAUGCACUAGUGUUCUUCUAAAAAUAAAUAAAAACAAUCUGUUAAUUACCUUUGUACAAAAUUAACUUUCGCUUACUGGGGAGACUUUGUAUCUACGUCCAGUUGGUCGUUUUCAAUAGUCGAAAUGGAUCCGAGAACGAGAUUAGACGAGAAGGAGAAGAGAAACGUGCCAGAACCAAUACAAAAGCUGUUGGCCUAUGAUGUGGAACUGACGAGAAGAUUUGUCUCCUUUAGCUUAAACUUUGUGCCAAUCCGAUCGUUGAAAACGCAUUGCAAAUUUUUAGAGUAUUCCUGUCAUGGGAUCGUAUGGUUGGCUGGUCUUUUGGCAUUCUGCUGGUUAGUGGAUAAGCCCGAUUGGUAUCAGACGCAAAUGAAUCUGUUGUUUGGCCUGGUUCUAGAUAUCAUAUUCGUAGCGAUUAUAAAAGCCGCAACCCGCAGACGUCGUCCAACUGUUAACGAUGAUAUAUUUUCUCUUGGUCCUGACAAAUUUAGUUUCCCAUCUGGUCAUGCAUCGAGAGCAUCUCUGCUGUUGUUUUUCUUCACUAUGCUUGAUCCAGUUUCGUAUAUAUUCUGGCCUCCGAUUUUCGCCUGGGCAACUAGUGUCGCUUUGUCUCGUCUGCUUCUAUACAGACAUCAUAUACUCGAUGUGCUGGCUGGUGUUUUGCUGGGAUUCUUCGAAGCGGCGUUGUUAGGUGUAUUGUGGUUAGAAAAGGACACCGCUUUCAUGUUAAUGAAUUGGUUGUCCGAGGAACGGCUACCUGGAUCAGCCACUCAGGAAGAUACGUUUUAGAGGAAAUAUUAUCUGUUCUUUAUCUCAGAGUGUUUUGUUUGUGUUUGGGAUUUAAAACUCGUUUAAUUUGUACGAUAAUAAAAUGGUAAAAAGUUA
Molecule: messenger RNA, 1005 nt
Organism: Bradysia coprophila
Lineage: Eukaryota; Metazoa; Arthropoda; Insecta; Diptera; Sciaridae
Product: polyisoprenoid diphosphate/phosphate phosphohydrolase PLPP6
Molecular function (GO): sphingosine-1-phosphate phosphatase activity
Source: RefSeq, a predicted model, not a curated record